Molecule: messenger RNA, 4940 nt
Organism: Hydractinia symbiolongicarpus
Lineage: Eukaryota; Metazoa; Cnidaria; Hydrozoa; Anthoathecata; Hydractiniidae
Exons: 11
Coding region: 151-4152 (1333 amino acids)
Biological process (GO): activation of GTPase activity
Molecular function (GO): GTPase activator activity
Source: RefSeq, a predicted model, not a curated record
AUUGUAUUUUUAUAUUUGGUUAUUCUCUUUAGGAUGUUAUUGCAUGAUAAGAAAUCAAAUUUUAUUAUUUCAAAUAAUUUGACGUCAGAAAUAAUAAAUCCUCCUUGACAACUAUGUGUUUAUGACAGACAUUUAACAUCAAAAAGAAGUAUGGCUUUGUCACAAUCUUUAAACAAGCUUAUUUUAAAAUUUGGAGAGAAUGUGAAUAAAACUCAAGAGAAGAAAAGUGAAGAUGCAAGACCUGGUAGCCCAUUUGUACUGCUUUUGUCGGAAGGAGAAGAAGAGUUCAAUUUUAAUCCUAACCCAGGUUCUCCAGUUAAGUCACGAAAACAUGACAAUAAUGAUGUGUUUGACCAUGACUCUAUUGGGUCUAGUUUGCGUCUUGACUCAAGUUGUGGAAAUACAUCUGCUGAAGGAGAGAACAUUGGAUAUGAGUCAAGUGGAAUAGUAAGUGAUGCAACAUGUGAGGGACAAGGAGUUACUUUAAGGGAAGUCAAUAUUGACAGCAGUUUUGAAAAUGACGACUUGAGUAUGGCAGAUGAUAAUUUAACUGAUAAUGAUGAAGUUGCGAUGAAGGAGAAUGAUGAACUUCGAAGUUCUCGUGCUAAUCCAAUGACUAAAACACAAUUUGACAAUUUGUUUGAUGAUAGUGGUAGACUCAUUCGUGAACAUGAAUUAAGAAGAGCUAUUUUUAAAGGUGGUGUUGAUGACAGCAUACGUAAAGAAGUAUGGCAGUUCUUAUUCGAACUUUACCCAUUCAAUACAACAUCAAGGGAAAGGGAAGUAUUAAAAGUAGAGCAAACAUUACGAUACGAAGCAAUGAAAAUACGGUGGAAAAGCUUGCUAAAAACCUUAGUGAAUGAAUACGAGGGUGUUCGAUACUGCCCCAAAUGGUAUUCGGCGUGCCCAGAAAACGCUAAAGAACAUGUUGAACUUUUGACAAAAUCUCAAGCCUCUCUGUCUGUUAGUAUUGUUGAGGAGAGUUCGUUUGUAAUUGACAAUGUUAAAGCUGAAGAAGUGAAGUUACGACUAAUGUCUCCAAAGGAUACCCCAAUAGACGAAAAUAUUAAUAAUACAAAGGAUAAUUCAGACAUUGAGUUAAAAUCGUUCGGAUUAGUAUGUCAAGAACAUGAGGAGGAGGAAAUAUUAAAUCAGGAGCUUGAAGAAUUUUGCCCAUCAAGUUAUGAGGAAAAACUUUCUCAAAUUCAUUGUUUAUCAAGGCCACGUGAAAAUAGCGAUGUUGUUGUUAAAGUUGAAAUGGCAGAUAUUCAUGGCAUCCAAGGAAAUGAUGAAACAGAGGUUGACCAAACUACGGAAAAUAUUGAUGAAGAAAAUGCUCCUCCAGUAAACUUUGUCACUGACUGUUCGGACUUUCAAGACGAAAAAACCCUCAAUAAAACGAAAGAACGUACUACAUCUGUAAAGUUUGAAUGCAGUGAGGUGGAUGACAUUAGGACAGCUUUAGCAGAUGCCAUGUUGGAUGUUCCAAACACAUGCAGCCCAAGCAAGGAGGAAUCAUCAGCAGCAGAUGCAGCAUGUCCAGGUGAAGACUUUGAUAUCUUAAAUAAUGACAGUGUUCCUCGAUCUAACUUUAACACUAAAGUUAGUAAUCAACAAGACAGUAUGAUUGAUCCCAUAACAAAUAAACCUAGUUCAAUAGAAAGUGUUCAAUCCAAUACAGAGCCAGUUAUAUUUCCUAAUCCAUUCACAUUGCCCCCUGAAUACAUAAACAACCAAGAAUCAUUAUACUCUCAAUCAGAAAACUUUCAAUCUCUUGAUAUUGCAAAUUUAAAAACCGAUCGCUCUCAAAGUGUUGAAGUUGCUGAAGUUGCUGAAAACUCAAAUCAAUCUAUCUUAGUUAAAGUCGAUGAAUUAAAUAAGGAUACUCAAACUAUUUUCCUAUCAUCUCCAUUUCCUGAAAACAGAAAAGCAGUUGAAAAAGCUGAAAAUCUUUCAAAUUGCAGCUCCAAAGUAGACACCAACAUGCAAGUAAAUAUUGAUGCAAAUUCAAAUAAAAUAAACAUAGUUGAUGAUGAUAGUGAUAAUCAACUUUUGUUACCUGAGCAAAGCUUGGAUGAAACUGAUAGUAAAAACACAUUUGAUCCAAUCGAUAAUGAGAAUAAACCAGAUAUUGCUAGUGGGGUAAAUACGGCCAGUGCAGACGGCAUUAGAAAUACAGUAGAUGUAGCUUGUAAUAAAAAUGUAUUAGGUGUAACCGCCACUGAAAAUCCAGAUAUGAGUAAUGAAAACAAUGAAUCGGAUGCAGUUUCUGCUAAAUAUACAGACAUUCUUAGUGAACAGAAUACAUCAGAUCCUUCCAUUAAAAUUAUGGAAGUUAGUGAUGAUGAAAAUUCAUUAGGUAUGUCAAUCACUGAAAAUGCAGUUGUUACUAGUGAUAAAAAUGUAUCAGUUAUACCACCUACUAAAAAUACAGAUUCGGGUAGUGAAAGUACAUUAGAUGUGACAGGUAAUGAGAACAAUGUGAGAAUUUUAAGUACAUGUUCAAAUGACAUAAACAUAAGUCAUAGUGAUGAUGAACUAAACAAUGCUGAAGUAGAAGGGUUGCAUUUGCAAUCUAAUAAUGAUAAAUCACUAACACCCAGUAGACCAAUAGAUAUUGGGUUUAAAUCCUUGGCUAGUUUACGAGAUGACAGUCCAGACUCUUUAUGGACGCCAAUAAAGAAACUAUCAGUGGGCCAAGGACGGAUACCUGCCUCAAAAUCUCCAACUGGAGAAAGUGUUGAACAUCUACCGCCAUGGAUUGCACAAAUGAUACAAGCAAGUACGCCCAGUUCUCCAGAGAAGAUAAGACGUCGAAGGUCAAGGACAAACAGCACGCCAAGCAGUAUAUCAACAACAAAAAAUUCUAACAGUAAAUCUCCUGCAACGAAAGGUGUGAUGUACGAUGAAGAAAUACUUGGUAUUGUUGAAAGUGCAAAUAAGUAUUUAGAGAAGCAAGCAAAAGCACAUAGUGGUCGAUCAACACCAAAACAAAAUAAUGUCCAAAAACAAAUGACAGACAAUGUAAAAAAGGAACUGGAGAAAACUAAAUCUAGCCCAUCUAUUAGGCCAGCUAGUUGUCAGGAUAUUGAUUCGUUUAUGAACGUCACCCCGAAGUUUAAAUUUGUUUCGCAUACGUUUGAUUGUAAUGAUGGUCCUGUGAACGACAAAGAAGAUACUGUAUAUCAGGACUGUCCCUACUGCAGCUUUAAUUCGCAGGAACCUCCUCAGAUUGUAUUAGAGACUUCUUUGGGAGAAGAACAACUUAAGUUUAUGGAAAUUCAAGCCCAUGUAUACGCAGCACGACAAAACUAUAGCGAAAAGCUGAUUUCAGCAAGCAUACGAGUUAUUGAUAAAGAUGUACCGAGAACUGAUCGAGAAUUGCCACAGUUCAGCGGAGAUGACAACCCGGGGUUGAUAAAACUGCGAGAUUCUUUGCUGACAUAUGCAUUUUUCCACCCAGAGGUUGGUUACGCGCAAGGGAUGAAUGACAUCAUGAGUCGAUUUCUUAUCGUCAUGGAUACAGAAGCUGAAGCAUUCUGGAUGUUUGUGAAUUACAUGGAGCAUUUCAAAAAUGAUUUUAUGGAGGAAGGCAUGCUGCGAAAAGUUGCGUUGGUGGAACAGUUGUUGAUGAAAAUGGAUCGAGAGCUGUAUGAUUAUUUACAAAAUACAGACAUGGGAUUAAUGUUUUGUCACAGGUGGCUGUUGUUAAAUUUUAAACGAGAAUUUGAUUAUUCGGAAGCGAUCAGAUUAUUUGAGAUCACAAGCAGUCGCCAUCUUGAAGUAUCUUCCGUUGAAGCGGAGUUGGAACGGUCUAAAGAAAGAGCAAAGGAGUUUGUAAAAGACAAUGCAGGGUCACACCUUGAAGAAAUUUAUCUAUCACCUGAGUAUCCUUUCGAUAUCUUUGUGUGUGUGGCCAUGUUAAUGGAAUGUCGUCAUAUGAUCAUGGACACAGUCGACUUAACUGCUGUUUAUCAAAUUUUGUCCAAUUUGCCCACCACGCUGGACUUAACCAACGUGUUAAGAAAGUCUGAAGAGCUGUUUUAUCGCUACUGUCGAAAAACUGUGGUUGAUUGUUUUCAAGUCAUCGACGAAUUGGAAGUUGAAGAUUAUCAUCGCAAAAAGAAUCCGUUUUCGUUUGCAUUUCGUUGACGAGUGUUUUACAAACGUCAGUGAAACUGAGAAGUUGUGUUCAUAUUUACUAAACUUGAGUUCUUUUGAGUUUUUCUAUUGUGUAAUAUAGUAUGUUAAAGCAGGGUAAGUUCUUACCUAGGUUAGAAAUAACAGAGACGGUUUGUAAAUUGAUGUUUGCAAUCCAAUAAGACUGCAUCAUACGGAGAUCAUGUGAUCAGACAAAAGUAGUUUAAGUAGUUAAGUUGCUAAGGGCUGAGACUGGGAUUUGUGUCAGAAACAAAGCAUAGGUUGAAAGCAACUCGGUCUGAAAUGAAAUAAGGGAAUGAGUGUAAUAUAACUUUUCUUACAAACGAAACGAUAUAUUUUUGGCAACCCGUGGUUAACACAAAACACUUUCGCACUCAUUUAAAAAAGGUUUUAUAUAUUUUUUUUUAAUUUUGAUGCUUUUUUGCUGUAAUGUUUAUACGAUAAAUAAAUAAUUGUGUUAUAAAAUACACAAUCGUACGCAAUCAUCGAGUAAAGAUAGGUUAACGAAUCAUUUAGGGGUGCGCACGAUGUUGCAUUUUUCGACAGAAGAAAACUAUGCUGGUCAAUGUUCUCUUCUAAAAAAAUCGUUAAUUUGCAAGGGCCUGAACACACUGGUUAAAUGUUGGUUUGAUAUCAACAGCGGUUUGAUACUUGAACAACCAGAAGUGUUUAUUUGGCGAGUGUGUAAAGAGUUUUAUGGUUACUGUGCGAAUGUUCGCGAACUUACUUUAUAUUUUAAAUGUUGUUGUAAAUUUGAGAAAAGAUAUUUUAUAUGUCAA